Messenger RNA from Eruca vesicaria subsp. sativa (arugula), 1182 nucleotides. Lineage: Eukaryota; Viridiplantae; Streptophyta; Magnoliopsida; Brassicales; Brassicaceae. The record is from the annotation of a GenBank genome assembly.
AUGGAUCGAACCGAACAAAGAGCGAGAAGCAUCCUCGACACCUUAGGCGAAGAACUAAUCGGAAUCCUCACUCCCGUCUCCAUCUGCAUGUUCACCGUCGUCCUCCUCGUCUGCCUCCUAAACUCCGACCCCUCCUCCCCCUCCUCCGCCUCCUUCUCCUCCAUCGCCACCGCCGCCUACUCCGAAUCCGACUCCGACUCCCCCUGGGCCAAACUCCUCGGCGCCUUCCUCAACUCCCUCGUCUUCGUCGCCGCCAUCACCCUCGCCACCUUCCUCCUCGUCCUCCUCUUCUACCUCCGUUGCCUCAACUUCCUCAAACUCUACAUGGCUUUCUCCGCCUUCGUCGUCUUAGCCAACCUCGGCGGAGAAAUUUUAAUCCUUUUGAUCGAUCGGUUCAGGUUCCCAAUCGAUUCCGUCACUUUCUUGAUUCUUCUGUUUAACUUCUCCGUCGUGGGGGUUUUCGCCGUGUUCAUGUCGAGGUUCUCGAUUUUGAUCACUCAGGGUUAUCUGGUUGUGAUUGGUGUUUUGGUUGCGUACUUUUUCACUAUGUUACCUGAGUGGACUACUUGGGUGCUUCUUGUCGCGUUGGCGGUUUACGACCUCGCUGCUGUUCUUUUACCCGUUGGUCCGUUGCGUCUUCUUGUCGAAAUGGCGAUUUCUAGGGACGAAGAUAUACCUGCUCUUGUCUACGAGGCGAGGCCCGUGAUUCGGAAUCAUCAUGACUCGCGUUUGGUUCAGAGGAGGGUUUGGAGAGAACAGAGACCUAGUAAUAGUAGUGAUGACGUGGAGAAUAAUGAGGUUGUUACGGUGGUUAGAGCAGAGGAGGAGGUAUCUGUAUCUGUACCGUUGAUUGAGAGGAGUAGAGCUGAGGAGAGUUCAGAGACUUUUCUUGAAGGGAUUGGGUUGGGGUCAUCGGGUGCUAUUAAGUUAGGGCUUGGGGAUUUUAUAUUCUAUAGUGUUUUGGUUGGGAGAGCUGCCAUGUAUGAUUUGAUGACGGUUUACGCUUGUUAUUUGGCUAUUAUUGCUGGUUUAGGGGUUACGUUGAUGCUCUUGUCUGUGUAUCAGAAGGCUUUACCGGCUCUUCCUGUCUCGAUCUUGUUGGGUGUUGUGUUUUACUUUUUGGCGAGGUUGUUUUUAGAGGUUUUUGUUGUGCAGUGUUCUUCUAACCUUGUUAUGUUUUAA